AAUUAUUAUUUGUGCGUUGUAAGCACUAGUAAGCAGUUUGUAGUAGUGGCAAGUCGAUUGGAUUUAGAGGAUGACCAAGUUUAAUCUGUAAUCUGGAUGAAUAAUCGAGUCUCGGGGUCUCUCUGGGCGUGUUUCUUUAUGGAUCUUGUCAUAUAUUCAGCAUAGAUUGUGUUUUGGAAAUCAAGCAUAAAUAUCUUCAAUCUUCUUGCAAGAUUUAUAUUGGAUAUCUUAAUUGCAGUUGAAUUGAAAAAUGGCCCAUGAAUCACUGCGACAAUCGAGGCCGAGAACUUACGGGAGUACGAUGGAUGCAGAAAUUGGGUUUGCGGGACCUGCUUCCUCUGCAGAAAUGUUUGACCAACCAGCCUUCAAUCGACUAUGUGAUAAAAUUACCUCUAACGUAUACCAAAUUGCUAAACAUGCCACUAAUUUGGAGAGGACAUUGAAGACAAUUGGAACUCAAAAUGACACGGAUACCUUGCGGGACUCGGUUCACACUGUGACGACAACCGCACUCCAGUCCAUUGGGGAAACAACGGCAACUCUGAAAAAAUUGACCGCAAUGGUUCAGAACUGUAGUGCUGCAGAAAAGAAGCAGGAAAAGCUGCGAGUUACAAAGUUAACCUCUGACUUUAAGCUUGUUGUCCAGAAGUUUACAGACACGCAGAAACAAAUUGUUGCCAAAAUGAAAACCACAACCCCAACUAAUUCUGGAUUUUUAGAAAGUUCAGAGGAUCAGAAACAAUCACUGGUGGAUGCUGAAGCAACUCAGCAAGCCCAACUUCAGUACCAGCGGCAUCUGGAAUUUGAACACGGUCUGUUAAUCGAAAGAGAAAAUAGAGUUCGCCAAAUCGAAGCUGAUAUUGUGGAUGUAAAUGACAUAAUGAGAGAACUCGCGACUUUAGUCGUAGAACAAGGAGCUGUUGUUGACUCCAUAGAAGGUAAUAUUGAUGAAACGUACACUCAAGUGGAAACUGGUCGAGCGGAACUUCAGAAAGCAGAGACGCUUCAGUCCAAGUACAGGAAGAGACUUUUUUGUCUACUUGGAGGUGGUCUCAUCAUCUUGAUAAUCGUGAUAAUCGUCCUCGUCACCCAGUUGAAAAGUUAGAGACAUUCCGUCCAGAGUUGUUUGUACUAUUCGUGAGUUACGCAUUACCUAUUAUCGUAAGAUAAACCUGUAAUCCGUAAAUGACUCUUGAAAAUUUAAUAUUUAUAUUACAAAAUCUAGUAAUUAGAUGCAUUUUCUUUUUGGCUAGUUUAAACGACUAGUAAGUUAUAUAUUUUAGUGUAUAGUUCAUCUUGAUUUACUAUUAUUACCACCAUAACUAAAUCAAUAGGCAUGGAGUUUUGCAUGGAGUUAUUAAUAAAAUGUGCUUUCCAAAAUUA
Messenger RNA from Folsomia candida, 1383 nucleotides. It is a transcript of the gene Syx13, whose product is annotated as syntaxin-7. The coding region runs from base 251 to 1105 and encodes 284 amino acids. The record is from RefSeq and is a predicted model, not a curated record. The transcript is spliced from 5 exons. Gene Ontology annotation, molecular function: SNAP receptor activity; SNARE binding. Gene Ontology annotation, biological process: vesicle-mediated transport; vesicle fusion; intracellular protein transport. Gene Ontology annotation, cellular component: SNARE complex; endomembrane system; membrane. NCBI's taxonomy places the organism in Eukaryota, Metazoa, Arthropoda, Collembola, Entomobryomorpha, Isotomidae.